Messenger RNA from Pocillopora meandrina, 1240 nucleotides. Lineage: Eukaryota; Metazoa; Cnidaria; Anthozoa; Scleractinia; Pocilloporidae. The record is from the annotation of a GenBank genome assembly.
AUGAAGAAUCUCGCCAAAAGCAUUGCUGUAUUUUGUGCAUUCUUCUGUGCGGGUAAGUUAAUCAGUUCAAGGUUUCGUGUAAUAGACUCUUCUUUAGAUGCACCCAGUUGUAACAUACGAAACAUCGGGGUUGAAUUCCGGGUGAUAAACUUAUCAUGUUGGUGACAACAAUUUCAGUAUCAUCUUCAUUCGCGGCCCCACCAUUAACUAAAUCCUACCAAUUCACGAUAUCCUCGCUCUACAGUUGUCUAUCUUUUACGUAGCUAAUGAGGCAUAACUUUCAGGCUUUUUUCUUUUGAAAUAAAUCGAAUAUCAUCAAAAAUCUUGCAACUGGAAAAUUAUGUGGUAGAUUUAUUUGUCCGUUUUUUUUUCUUUUUUCGUGAUUUGCGAGAAAACAAUUUUACGGUUUGAGAUGACUUAGGAGGCCAUGAAAUUACUGGUGGGAGCUUGUGUUUAUGAUUUUUCUAUUGUUUUCAAAUUCUCCCAAUUUUCGAGCUGCUUAAAUGGAAGGUACACAAUUCAUCAUUUGUAAAUGAAUUAUUUGCAAAUGCGACGAACACGUAUUUGCACGCGAAGCUUUUCAUUUGGCUAGUAAUUCCUUUUAAUGAAUCUGCUUCUCUUUUUCUGAGAGACCUUAUUUUUUUGGAUCGAGGACGAUCAAAAAUUAAAAACCGUCAAGAUUUUACGGCUUAAUCCUUCAGCUCAGGGCUUGGAAACUAGGCAGACUUGACGUGAUAACUGCAAUGUCCGCUGCAGAUAUUGGGUUAUCAUGUCAAGUUAUGUCAACUUCACAAGCUAGCGUAUAUUGAUUGAGUGCUCGCGAACAGUCAGAUUUUUUCUUGGUAAGUCUAAUGUAUAGUGAUCAUUUUUAACUGCAGCUCAUUCACUGCAGUGCUACGUGUGUCCUUCAACCGAUGAAUCUUACAGCGUUGAACAAUGCGAAAAAGACCAAAAGAAAAUGAACUGCAGCAAUAUUCCUGGUGUGGUCUCGGACUUUUGUUUAAAAACUUCUGUAGAAGACGAAGAUGGCAGGAAGUCUGAACGGAAAGCAUGCGUGUCCAAAGCCGAAUGCGAGCAGACCAAGGCUAAGUGUGACAACGCAGGCAAGACGGAAGAAUCCAAAGUCAAGAAAUGUUCAGUAUCCUGCUGUUCCAGUGAUCUGUGCAACAACGCCUUCUCGGCUUCUAUCAACAUGAUGUUUAUUGUUACAGCAGCGCUGUGUAGUUUCAAGUUAUUCUAA